UUCAGCAGUUCAACUGGACUUGAAUGCACUCGAGCAACAGGUUUGCAUAAGAGGCAAAAUAUUAUACUGCUCCUAACAUUAAUCACUUGGAAUUAAUAUUGCAAUAAUUGACAAGAUGAAUCGCAAAUUAUACACAAUCGACGACUUCCCGAGUCUGAAAGCCAAACAUGUGCAUAUCCAAGAUGAAGCAACAGUUUUGAAAAAAAUUAACAUUAUGAUAAAUGGAGGGAGUGAUAAAUUACAAGUAGUUACAGAUUUUGACUUUACUUUAACAAAGACCCAUAAGAAUGGCAAUAAAACACUUAGUAGUUUUUGUAUAUUUGAAAAAUCAAAGCAAUUGCCAGAGGCUUAUUUCUUAGAAUCUCAAAGAUUGUUAAAUAAAUAUAGACCUAUUGAACUGGAUCCUAAAAUCCCUAAAGAAGAAAAAAUAAAAGCUUUGGAUGAGUGGAUGAAUCUUUGUAAUGAUUUGUACCAAGGACUUCAUUAUAAUAUUGAUGAAUUAGAUAAGCUUGUUGAAGAAUAUGGUGAAACUCUUCGUGAUGGCACUAUUGAAUUAUUUGAUCAUUUGAAAAUUCAAGAAGUUCCUGUCCUUGUAUUUAGUGCAGGACUAGGAGAUGUAGUAAAAUCAGUUUUGAAGCAUCACAAAAUUCUACAUGACAAUGUUAACAUUGUAUCAAAUUUCCUCAAAUUCAAUGGAAAUGUAACAGAGGGUUUUCAGAAUCCUGAAAAACUAUUACAUGUUUAUAACAAAAAUGAAGAAUCAGUGGAUGAAAAAUAUCAUGAACUUUUGAAAGAACGUACUAAUAUACUGCUUAUGGGUGAUUCUUUGGGCGAUGCUAAUAUGGCUGAUGGAGCUAGUAAGGAAUCAGUAAUCUUGAGAAUUGGAUUUCUUUAUCAUCAUGUGAGUACUCUUGAGUUACUUUUAAAUCAUUUUUUAACUCAGUUAUAACAUUUUAGACAUACU
Messenger RNA from Trichogramma pretiosum, 964 nucleotides. RefSeq names its product 7-methylguanosine phosphate-specific 5'-nucleotidase-like. Gene Ontology annotation, cellular component: cytoplasm. The transcript has 4 exons. NCBI's taxonomy places the organism in Eukaryota, Metazoa, Arthropoda, Insecta, Hymenoptera, Trichogrammatidae. Bases 116 to 949 code for a protein of 277 amino acids. Gene Ontology annotation, molecular function: magnesium ion binding; 5'-nucleotidase activity. The record is from RefSeq and is a predicted model, not a curated record.